Molecule: messenger RNA, 3387 nt
Organism: Perkinsus marinus ATCC 50983
Lineage: Eukaryota; Perkinsozoa; Perkinsida; Perkinsidae
Exons: 21
Coding region: 1-3387 (1128 amino acids)
Biological process (GO): microtubule severing
Cellular component (GO): microtubule cytoskeleton
Molecular function (GO): ATP binding; microtubule severing ATPase activity; microtubule binding
Source: RefSeq, a predicted model, not a curated record
AUGCCCUCCAACAAGCAUCACAACAAUAAGCCUUGCCGCAACUGGGAAGAGACUGGGACUUGUCGGUACGGAGACUCCUGUAAAUUCGUUCAUGCCCAGCGGCGAGGAGUUUCAUCAUCUAAUCCAUUUGGAGGUGGCACAGUGUCUGCUUCGCCAUUCGGUGGCAGCGGCGCAGGUGGGCAAGUGUCUGGGAACCCUUUCGGAGCUACAGCCACACCGGCACCAACUCCCUUUGGUGCUGGCAACGUCACGGCACCAACUCCCUUUGGUGCUGGCAACGUCACGGCACCAACUCCUUUUGGUAGUGGUAACGUCGCGGCGACGACUCCCUUUGGUGUUGGCAACAUCACAUCGUCGUCGCCGACUCCUCCUACAUUCGGCGGCACACCAGGUGGUGGGUCUGGACCGUUCGGGAGCUCGAAGCCUGUAACAUUUGGGGCGGCCGCCUUUGGAAGCUCACAACCAUCGGGGUUUGGUAACGCAAUAGGGACGAAGCCAAGUCCCUUUGGGAGUACUACAUCGGGUGUAUCCCCGAGUCCUUUCGGUGGUGGUGCAGCAACCCAACCGUCACCAUUCGGCCAAUCCAGUCCGCCUUCGCAAUUGAGCAACGCGAACCCCUCUGCUUCAACUCUUGGGAAUGCCACUGCACCUGCCACAACCAUAGUGCCUCCAUCGGGCAUUUUGCCUGCCGCUACUGUUGUUGGGACUUUGGUACCGGACGAGAGCAACCGGAAAAUGAGAGAAAACAUCGCAACCGCGUUGAACAAGGGCGAGCUUUACCCUUUGUCUUCUUUUGGACCGGAUGGUCAGGGCAACCUGACGCCGCCUGGCAUCGACGUCAGCUUCGAAGAGCUCCGGUAUGAGGACCCUCAGAACCAGCAUUUACGAGAAACUAUCGCCAAGACGGAAGCAAGUCUCGAGAAGAUUAUUUCUAAGCCCACUCUGUCGAAAUACUUUGGUAUUGAGGGAACGGCGAAAUCGGUAUCGCCUUUCAGCGGAAAUGCUGUCGCUCCCUCACCGUUUGGAGGAGCAUCUGCCCAAAGUAAAUCAUCGCCCUUCGGUCCUGCAGCGGGGCCGAAGCCCUCGCCAUUUGGUGCAACACCAGCAGCUACCUCAACAACAUCCCCGUUUGGUGGAUUCGGAAGCAGUCAAUCCUCUGCAACGGGCUCUUUCGGAGGGUUCGGUAACGCCUUCGGUGGCCAGCCAUCGUCAUUCGGUGCCACUAGUGGGCCCUUCGGUGCUACUCAACAGUCCUCGCUUCUUCCUACUUUGUCAUGGCCGGACAACCUGGUGGUUCGACCUGGGAUUCCUCCGAACAAGAUGCCAUCAUGGAUUUCCCGAACACCUUUAAAUCUACUGCCUGAGAUCAAACCGUCGAAGGGGCUAUCGGAGGAAGAUAUCGAACGUUACAAGAAUGCGGAAUUCUCUUUGGAUGCAUUUCCGUCUCUGCCCCCUACCAUUGAGCUACUCACCUUCACGGAUCGAUACGGUCCCUGCCUUACACGAGGAGCUGCGAAAGUGAACCUCCACGACUACGAAUCGAGUCAGCUGGCCCAACCGGUGGUGACAAGUGUUCAAGGCUCAGAUGUGGAUGAUCUCGCCGACUCCGUUGCUCGGGUGCAGCUGAGGGAUAACGAUUGGGUUAUUGGUUGGAUUCUGGCGGUAGACCCUACAUCAGUUCUUGGAUCGGCCAAGUACUCAUAUGGCCUGCGUGCUUCCUGUGUCAUUCACGGUUAUUGUCGGCCCUUGUUGAUUGAGAUCCCUCGAAGUCGUCGCAACGGCUUGGAUGAUUUGAUCGGAAUACCUCUGGCGGUCUUGCGGCAGGAAAUGGACUGCAGCGAAGAGAAUGUGGACCAGCUGGGCAUGUUCUUGCGGUUCAUCGUAACACAACUUGUAGGCGUGGGUGUGAGGCUGAGCAGGAAGUUGAGAUGGUCCCACACUGAUCGAGUAGCGUUCGAGAGGCUCGAUGUUCUACUCAAGUACACGCCUCUCUUGAAUCUUUUUCGGGGGUAUCUGGCGUUGGCAACAAUCAAUCGACAUAUCAAGACGUUGCCUGUGGGUUACACCGAUGAGUGGCUUGCAAUAAAAGCAGAGAUCUCGGAAGAGGUUGCCGUGGUUAAAGCGAUUGCCGCGGAGUGGUCGGAGAUAAGGCGAGCUUGUGCUUCGAGGCCACCUGGAGCUCCACCCCAGCCGCAUGUACUCGCGGAUGAUGAGGAGAUGAGCGUCGGUUUAGAUGGAUCAGUGGAUGCUAGCCCUAUAGCAGAAGGUCGGGACGCCAGUCGUGGAAACAGCUCGAGGAACUACAGCAAGCCUUGGUUGCAGCCUCUUCCUCCACAGGCUCAUGAGAAUGCAUCAAAUGGAGGCACCAGCGACAACGGUGGAGGGAUAUGGAGCGCCUGUGAACGGCGGGGGUUCCUCGAGCAUGUCUACGGCCCUAGUGGUGAAGGCCCAGAUGCUGACCUCAUCAUGAUGCUCGAACGAGACUGCGUCGAGAAGAAUCCUCAGGUCGGAUGGAGCUCGAUAUCCGGUCUAGAGUCUGCGCGGCAACUCCUCGAAGAGGCAGUUGUGCUACCGUUAUUGAUGCCGGAGUAUUUCCAAGGUAUCCGGCGGCCGUGGAAAGGCGUUCUAUUAUUCGGCCCACCUGGCACUGGUAAAACGAUGUUAGCGAAAGCGGUAGCCACUGAGUGCGAUACUACCUUCUUCAAUGUAAGCUGCAGCACAGUCACCAAUAAAUACCGCGGGGACUCGGAGAAGCUCAUACGGUUACUCUUCGAGAUGGCUAGAUUCUAUGCCCCGACUACAAUUUUCUUUGAUGAAAUCGAUUCUAUAGGUAGCAAACGUGGAGACCCUGGGGAGCACGAGGCUUCGCGGCGGGUGAAGAGCGAGCUGCUGGUACAGAUGGAUGGUUCGGGGUCUGCGGAAGAUGGAGCGUCCCCGCCUAAAACUGUCAUGGUACUAGGCGCGACAAAUCACCCCUGGGAAAUCGACGAGGCCCUUCGACGACGACUUGAGAAACGUAUAUAUAUCCCCCUGCCUGACGAGGAGGCGAGGCUUGGCAUGUUCAAGGUGAAUUGUUCCAGUAUAAAGCUCGCUAGUGACGUGGAUUUCCGACGGCUCGUCAAACGAACGGAGGGGUACUCUGGUGCUGACAUCUGUAGUGUUUGCAGAGAGGCUUCUAUGAUGAACCUGAGGGAUAGAUUGAGGAAGGCUCGGACAAAGGGAGCGACCAAAGGUGGGCUUGAUGUCGAUCGAUUACGAGCUGAGGUUGAAGGACGACCCGUCACUAUGGGUAACUUUGAGCAAGCGGUGAAGAACGUACAGAAGUCGGUCGGCACCGAGGACUUGAGAAAAUUUGAGGACUGGAUGCGCGAGUUCGGAUCGUCAUAA